Biomphalaria glabrata is the source of this 1769-nucleotide messenger RNA. Its product is annotated as cancer-related nucleoside-triphosphatase homolog. The record is from RefSeq and is a predicted model, not a curated record. The transcript is spliced from 6 exons. NCBI's taxonomy places the organism in Eukaryota, Metazoa, Mollusca, Gastropoda, Planorbidae. Gene Ontology annotation, molecular function: ribonucleoside triphosphate phosphatase activity. Bases 987 to 1598 code for a protein of 203 amino acids.
GAUGCUUUGUAACACUUUUUUUAGUUUUGCAAUGCAUAUUUAAAUUUUACAUUCUUAUCGACUGUGAGAGGGUCAGUCACAAUUAUGGAACAGGAUUUUUUAAGAAUUCACAAUUGCGCAACACGGUAAAAAUGUCGGAACUAAGAUCAGAUAGAGCAUCUGUUUUACUAGUCAUGUAUAAUACUUGAACUUCUUCCUUUACGUCACACUACCCUGACUUUCAUUACAAGGUUUUACUUUCCAGUGCUCUUUAUUUCUUUUUUUUUGGUUAUAUGUAGGCCUUUACAUGCAAUAACAUUCCAUUUUUUGGGUCAAAUGUAAAUCUGUUUUCAUCAGCAAUGAUGCAGGAUGGAUCAUUUAAUUGACAAGGGUUAAUCCUUGAAGGUCUAGGAACCGUUUUCUACAUCAGUACCUGAAAUAACAGCUCUUCUUGCCCAGACUCAAAGGGGUUCGUAAAACCAGUUCAGGGUGCCUUUUAUAGAAACCAUAAAGCCAUUGUUUUGUGAUUGUCUUAUGAUGGCUUUUAGCUGUAGGGUCUCUGGAGGCUAUUAUGUCUUAGUGAAAUUCUUUUUACUUGCAUUUCCUUUAAAGCAGCAUUUAUAAUUUCUGGGUCAUGAUGUUUCUUAGAUCCAACAAUCUUUUUAUUGAAGAUAAAGCUGAAGUCAUAUUAUAUCAAUCUGCGUAAUGGAAAUAAUUUUUACGCUAAUGAUAAACAUUAGUCACAUCAUUUGGUAAUAUUUAUAUUGUAGGUUAGGUUUAAAAGACAUGUAAUUGGUAAAAUGGAUGCCAAAUCCUUUCACGUAGGAUACUUUUAAAAGAAAACAACAAAAAUAUUUUAGAAAAAAAAAAAGACAAAGUAAACUUAAAAAAAAAAAAUUAAAAAAAAUAGGUAAAAAUGUAAUCAAUUAAAAAUAAAAUGUACUGUAAAAAAAAUAACUUACAUUUUGGACCACUAGGGUCUAUAUAAUAACUGCCGGACAGAGGACAUGUCCUCUUUUUGCUGGACAUCUGGUUAUCAUAAAUUCUAUGGUACCGGUGUUGGUAAAACCACUUUGAUUAAAAAGAUUCAUGAGAAUCUGGUGAAAGAAGGUUUUCAGUGUAAUGGCUUUUUCACUGAGGAAGUUCGAUCUAAUGGUCACAGAAUAGGAUUUGAUGUUAUCACAACAGAUAAAAACAGAGGGCAGCUGGCCAGAGUGAGUGAUAAUUCCAAUGAUGUUCCAGUUUCAAGACAAACAAAUUUCAAAGUUGGUCAAUACACUGUCAAUAUUUCAUCAUUUGAGUUGACUGCUCUUCCAAGCUUAUAUUAUCCAACUAAAACAAAAGAAGAAAGAAAACUCAUCUAUUUAGUGGAUGAAAUUGGCAAGAUGGAAUUAUUCAGUCAAAGUUUUAUUCAAGCUGUGAAAAAAUUAAUGUCUCAAACAAAUGUGUAUUUAAUUGCUACAAUCCCUGUGCCUAAGGGAAGACCAUUAGCUCUGGUGGAAGAACUCAGGAACAAUCCUUUAUCACAUGUAGUUCAGGUUACUCAUCAAAACCGAAACAGCAUUUUAUCAGAAGUCAUGACCUUGGUCCAUUCAGUAGUUGCUAGCCAAGUAACAUGAUGUGUCUACAGAAUGGAAUGAAUAGUGUGUUUCUCUUGGACUUGUUUUUGUGUAUUAUCAUAAUUAUUGACUUAAGUGCUAAUGAAGUGCAAUGCUUUUAUCAAUACAUUUGUUGAAUAUGAAAUGCUUUUAUGUAUUAAAACAAAUGUAAUAAAGACACAUUUUUUAGAA